AUGGUUAUAGCUCCGCCCUUGUCGGCUGUUAACUCCAAUGUUGUCUUCUCAUUACUGAAUUUUACAAUUUCGUGUUUUUCUCUUGCAUAUCUACAUUUUCAAACUUUCUUUCUUCCUUUAUUUCUGUCUUUCUUUCUAUCUAUCUAUCUAUCUAUCUAUCUAUCUAUCUAUCUAUCUAUCUAUCUAUCUAUGCGGAUGGUACUCCUUUUUAUUUAUUUCUUCUUUGACCAUUUUCUCUUUCUUUCUUUCUUUCUUUCUUUCUUUCUUCAAUUGUUCCCUUUCUUUCUUUCUUUCUUCAAUUGUUCCCUUUCUUUCUUUCUUUCUUUCUUCAAUUGUUCUCUUUCUUUCUUUCUUUCUUUAAUUGUUCUCUUUCUUUCUUUCUUUCUUUCUUCAAUUUUUUUUCAUUCACUUUUAAUUCAUCCGUCCAUGUUUAUUUCUGUAAGAACCUUCAAAUACUUUCUUUUAUUUACUAACUUUUUCUUUAAUUCUCUUUGGUUGUUUAUUCGUUUCGGUUUUUUUUGUUCUUACUUAGUUUUAAUUGUUCUUUUUUUUCCUUUUUUUCUUUUUUCUUCAUUUCCUUAUCACAUUGUCUUUUUUAUAUUCUGUCUCUUUACACUCUUGACUUUUUUAAUUCUUUCAUUCAUCCUUUAA
Messenger RNA from Acanthosepion pharaonis, 651 nucleotides. Lineage: Eukaryota; Metazoa; Mollusca; Cephalopoda; Sepiida; Sepiidae. The record is from the annotation of a GenBank genome assembly.